Lepus europaeus (European hare) is the source of this 1146-nucleotide messenger RNA. It is a transcript of the gene WDR86, whose product is annotated as WD repeat domain 86. The record is from RefSeq and is a predicted model, not a curated record. The transcript has 6 exons. NCBI's taxonomy places the organism in Eukaryota, Metazoa, Chordata, Mammalia, Lagomorpha, Leporidae. Gene Ontology annotation, molecular function: protein binding. The coding region runs from base 1 to 1146 and encodes 381 amino acids.
AUGGGGGGCGGCGGGUCAGCCCUGAGGGUCUGUGCCGACCACCACGGGGGGAUCAACUGGCUGAGCCUGAGCCCCGACGGGCAGCGACUGCUGACGGGCAGCGAGGACGGCACUGCCCGGCUCUGGAGCACCGCGGACGGCCAGUGCUGCGCGCUCCUGCAAGGACAUGAGAGCUACGUCACCUUCUGUCAGCUGGAGGACGAAGCCGCCUUCACGUGCAGCGCCGACUGCACCAUCCGGAGAUGGGACGUGCUCACCGGGCAGUGUGUGCAGGUGUACCGAGGACACACGUCCAUUGUGAACAGGAUCCUGGUGGCCAACAACCAGCUCUUCAGCAGCUCCUACGACCGCACAGCUCGCGUCUGGACGGUGGACAAGGGGCAGAUGUCCCGGGAGUUCCGGGGCCACCGCAACUGCGUGCUGACGCUGGCCUACUCUGCCCCCUGGGACCUUCCGGAAGCUCCCUGUGCAGAGGAGGCGGCCACGGCGGCCGGCGGGCUCCUGGUGACCGGCAGCACAGACGGCACGGCCAAGGUGUGGCAGGUGGCCAGUGGCUGCUGCCACCAGACGCUGCGGGGCCACACGGGCGCCGUGCUGUGCCUGGUGCUGGACACGCCCGGCUACACGGCUUUCACCGGCAGCACCGACGCCACUGUCCGCUCCUGGGACAUCCGGAGCGGGGAGCAGCUGCAGGUGUUCCGGGAGCACCAGGGCUCCGUCCUCUGUCUGCAGCUCGUGGACCGCCUGGUGUACUCGGGCAGCGCCGACAGGACCGUCAAGUGCUGGCAGGCAGACACCGGCGAGCACCUGCGCACCUUCUCCGCCCACAGACGUAACGUCAGCGCCCUCAAGUACCACGCGGGCACGCUGUUCACGGGCAGCGGGGACGCCUGCGCCCGGGCCUUCGACGCCCAGACAGGAGAGCUGCAGCGGGUGUUCCGGGGCCACGCUUUCGUUAUCAACUGCAUCCAGGUGCACGGCCAGGUGCUCUACACCGCCUCGCACGACGGCGCCCUGCGCCUCUGGGACGUGCGCGGCCUCCGCGCCCCGCGCCCCCCGCCUCCCAGGCGCGCCUCCAAACGCAGCCUCUCGCGCCUCUUCAGCAACAAGGUGGGCUGUGCCGCCGCGCCCCUGCAGCCGGCCUGA